This is a messenger RNA of Filobasidium floriforme, 1926 nucleotides long. RefSeq lists its product as uncharacterized. The record is from RefSeq and is a predicted model, not a curated record. The transcript has 5 exons. Bases 169 to 1926 code for a protein of 585 amino acids. Lineage: Eukaryota; Fungi; Basidiomycota; Tremellomycetes; Filobasidiales; Filobasidiaceae.
CUUGGCACAGAGGGAUCUCUUCAAAGAUAUCGACGGACUUGGAGUCGGAUAGUAGAUACACGACCUUCAGUACAAUAGGACCUUCACUCGACUUUGACCUGGGCAAUCUCAAUCAAAACAUCGAUCACAAGGCAGAAUCAAAACGAACAGACACAUCCAUCUACCAUUAUGCCGCUCUCGACAACCCCAACUGUGCUUCGGCUCAUCACGUUGCUGGCGCUGACUUCUACGGUCAGGGGGAUCAGAUUCAACAUCUCCACGCCGAUGCAAUGUGAGCCAUUGGAGGUCACUUGGGAGGAGAAACAGGGAGAUGGGGAUAUGAGAUUGUUAAUCAUGCCCGCAGCGGAAUUCUCCCCUCAAUCCAUUAUUCUUAACAUUACCAUCCCCUCCUCCGCCUCAUCCCCCUACACGAUCCCCACCUUUUCCGAGCCACAAGGACUCGAAUUCGUCGCUUCCCUCAUCGACAGCGGCGGGUACGGCAGCACUGGCGUGACCGAAAUCCUCACCGUCGGAUCCCCGUCUUCCUCUGGGUCGGCCUCUUGUCUCUCCACAGCGCCCAACCCGGAUUUCUUCUUUUACACCGACCCUCAAGCGCCCACUACCGUACCGCAAUGUGGGAACGUUCAAGUGACCUGGCAGAAUUCAUAUACGCUGCCCGCUAGUAUCGUAGGACUGAUUCCCGGUGGAGAGAUUUGGACGGUACAUGAGAUCACUGGGCCUGAUCAGGGUGGCGGACAGGGCGCGGCGGGAAGUGGGUAUGGGUGGCAGGUGAAUGUGAGGGAGGGGACGAGGUUUUUGAUGUACAUGCCGAAUAACGGACCGGUGGGAAGUGGAGGAAGCACCCCGUUAUUCACGGUCGGAGCUGGCGGAUCAGGAUGUAUCUCGGACAGCUCGCCAUCUUCGAUCGCCCCAAGUGCACCGGCGUCGACAAUCUCGGGGGUCGGUGGAGGUGGCGGUCGACCGGGUGGUGGAUCGGGUUCGGCAGGCGACAACAGCUCUGGAUCUGGUUCGGGAUCAAACACAGGAGCCAUCGUUGGCGGCGCCGUCGGUGGAGUCGCCUUUGUCGUUCUCGCCCUGAUCGUCCUCUUCGUCUUCCUUCGACGUCGAGCUCGUCAAGUCAAGGACCCUCAACAUCCUCGUACCAAGUUGAUGGGGUCAUAUGGAACUUCACACGGAAGCUCUGGUGGUGGAACAGGAUCUGGGGCGGUCGUCGGAGGUGCGGCGUUGAUGGAGGAUCGAAGGAGGAGUAGCGUAGUAGACCUUCUGGCCGGGGAGAAACCUCGUAACGGGUCUCAUUCGGCUGCGAACGGGAUGGCUACCGCUGGAGCGAUCGAGAGGCAGGAUUCAGAUGAGACGACAUACGAGCCUUCUCCCUACUUUUCCUCUGGAGCCAACACGGCCAGUCCCGGAGCGGUUCGGUCGAGCUUCCCUAGGACGAGCGACGAGAUUACGAGUGCCAAUACGAUCGGGCAGAACCGAUAUAGCCGAGAGAGCGGCAUGUUGGCGCCCAUCGACUUUGGGACGGGCGCAGGGCUAGGUAUGGCAGGUAUGACAGCCGGGUCGGAUAGGCAGAGGAGGGCGAGCGAGACGACGUAUCAACCGGGUUCCGAGGCGGACGCUACGUUGAGCCAUUCGGGAGCGACCGUCUCUCCACGAGGAAACCCCGAGAUGACGCAUGCUGGAGGAGAACCUGGAGUUGGAGGAACUCCGAACGUGGGGUCGACGGGUCGAAGCAACUCGACGAGAAAGAGACGGCCUUUGACGGCUCAGAACGGGGAUGACGCUCCCGUACCACCUCCGACUAGGUUUGUCUUGCAUCAAGACGCUGGGGUGGUCGAUAGCGCCGAGGCGAUCCGGCCGGACGAUCAAGGGUUGGUUGAGAUGCCGCCCAGAUACGACCAGUUGCGUUCAGGACCUCCCCAGUAA